Saccoglossus kowalevskii is the source of this 1181-nucleotide messenger RNA. RefSeq lists its product as uncharacterized. Lineage: Eukaryota; Metazoa; Hemichordata; Enteropneusta; Harrimaniidae. The record is from RefSeq and is a predicted model, not a curated record.
AAACCCGUAUUUUGAAUGCUGAAAUUCGAGUCGGUUUGUCAGAUGAUAUAUCAGAAAAUAGUCAAUGUGGUGAAAAAAUAACUUCAAGCCAAACCAGUCAGGCAAACAUUCAUAUCCAAUGUAGCAGUCCAAUCGUUGGGCGUUAUGUCAGUAUGCAGCUGGUAGAUAGAUCUGACCUUCUCAACUUUUGUGAAAUGCAGGUCAUGGCUGAAGGGUCACAACCAGCACUAGAGAAUGUAGCGAUCGGUAAGACAGCAAUGCAAAGUAGCGAUUGGUCGGCUUCCUACCCGGCAAGCAAUGGUGUGGAUGGUAAUACAAACACAAAUUGGAAUAGUGGCAGUUGUACCAGCACCAAAGACAACCAAAAUGCCUGGUGGAAAGUAGAUCUUGGUGGAAAUUAUCUUGUUCAUGAAGUAAUUGUUACUAAUCGCCUAGAUUGCUGUGAAACCCGUAUUUUGAAUGCUGAAAUUCGAGUCGGUUUGUCAGAUGAUAUAUCAGAAAAUAGUCAAUGUGGUGAAAAAAUAACUUCAAGUCAAACCAGUCAGGCAAACAUUCAUAUCCAAUGUAGCAGUCCAAUCGUUGGGCGUUAUGUCAGUAUGCAGCUGGUAGAUAGAUCUGACCUUCUCAACUUUUGUGAAAUGCAGGUCAUGGCUGAAGUUCCUUUAUUGAUGGAAGCAGAGGACGAAGCGAUUGGCAGUGAGAAACCAAUGUUACAUGAAAAUGUUGGACUAAAAGGAACAGCAAGCCAAAGCAGCACUGCUUAUGAUGGACCAGCUCAUUAUGCAAAUGAUGGAAAUGAUGAUUCUAUAUAUGGUGAUCAAAGUUGUAGCCAUACUGCAAAGGAACAGGGCGCUUGGUGGAAACUAGAUUUGGGAGAAACAUACUCUAUUUCUCAAGUGGUAAUAACAAAUCGACAGGAUUGUUGUUCUGAGAGAAUUGAUGGAGCUGUUGUGUUAAUUGGUGGCAAUUCUGAUUUAAGCCAAAAUGACCAAUGUGGAGAUCAAAUAGACUGGAACGCAAACACAUAUGGAGAGAAGAUCACACUUGAUUGUCAGCUAAAUGGACGUUAUGUUGGGGUACAAUUGAAAGAUCAUAACAACUAUUUACAUAUGUGUGAGGUGGAAGUGUUUGGAAAGAAACAUCACAAAACUACUCCUUGUUCACUGAAUUGGACAUAUUAG